This is a messenger RNA of Cuscuta europaea, 10475 nucleotides long. The record is from the annotation of a GenBank genome assembly. NCBI's taxonomy places the organism in Eukaryota, Viridiplantae, Streptophyta, Magnoliopsida, Solanales, Convolvulaceae.
AAUACCGUUAAAUUCAUUGACCAUGCAAUAUGUAUAGUUGAUGCCUGAAUUGCUUUUGUAUACAUGUAUCAUUACAAUAUAUAGAUUUAGUUUGCUCUAGAUCGAUUUUCUUAUCAAAUUUAUAUAAUACUAUUAUAUGGCAAUAUAUCAAUAACAACAAUGUCUUUAAAUUAGUUCUUUGACUAUGCAAUUCGUAUAGAAUGAUGCAUAUACUUUGUUUUCUUACCAAAAUUAUACGGAGUACAUAUUGUUAAAAAAAAUCGGGAGUAGUUGUAAGGGUUCCCAAGCCCAAGACUUGGGAGCUCAGCCCACAUUUUCUCUAUAAAUACUCCCUUUGGCAGUAGUUGUAAGGGUUCACAAAAUUCAUUUAUUGCAGUAUUAAUUGUACUUCUCUCUCUAGUUCUCAUUUUUCUCUAGAACAUAUACUCUAUCAUUUGGUGCUUUCAUUGAGAGCUAGAACAAUCAAGUUAGCAUCCUUCUUCGCUACCAAGCACAAGCUAACUGAAGAUGGGAAGAGCAAGGUCAAACCGCAACUUCACUGGCAAGAUGAUCCCUGAGGCUCAGGAGGGUCGUCGUGAACGCUCUGGUGAUGCUACGGCCGAGAAGGCAGCGGAAGAGGAAAUCUUCCAGGAAAUAAUCGACCCCGCGGUUGAUCUCCGCAAUCAGCUCAACGGCAAUGCUCAAGACGCCCGUAUCGGUCUUGGGAAGAAACGCAUGGAAAAGGGAGACCAUGCAUCGGGGCAACAGACUACUCCCGCUAUUGACCCUCAGCUUUAGGCCGCUUUAUCGGCCAUCAUAGCCAGCUUGGCUCAGAAUCCCACCGUCCUUAGCGCACUCAUGCCUAGGACGGGGGAGAAUGCUACUCCACCACCUCCACCGCCCCAGUCGUUAGUCAUGAAACUAGGCAACGAUGAGGGUGUGGAUGCCCAGGACACGUCGUCAUCCCAUUCCCAUCCUGCUUCCCUUCUUUGAGCUGGACCGACCCCAGCGCGUGGAAAAGCCUCAGCCUUCAAUAGGCUAUGUAACAUGUGUCGCCUGCCAGUAUCGGAGAGGAUGGCGAGACGGAUUGGUGAACGUGAGCCUGGCUCACCAAAGGAAAGCUUGGGGUCCGUAUCCUGGACAGCGGAUCGGCCCCGCCUGGACAAAGGCAAGGGAAAGUUGCGCGAGGACAACGCGCGCCGCAAAAUCAACACGGCUCACACAGCCCGUGUGCGGACCCAGUAGGGCACCACUACGGCCGCUAAAGAUCCCCAGGACGAAGUUAUCGCCCAGCUCGAGCGAAGGCAUGCUCAUAUGGAGGCCAAGCAGCUGGCCGCCACUGCCACCGGCAACUCAUCUAGGGAUCCUGGUUUCAACGCACUCCUGCACAAGGUUAGCGCCUUUGAGAGGGAGUUGGCCAAAGGAAGAGGUGACCCCAUCGUCUAAAUCAGGACGAGGACUCCCUUCACUGGAAGGGUACUCUCGGCCCCUAUUCCUGAGAAAUACUAAGGCAACGCCAUCAAACCCUAUGACGGCCGCACCGACCCACAAGAGCAUUUCAGCCGUUAUCAGAAUAACGUGAUGAUGGCGAAUGCGUCGGACAAGUACCUCUGCUGCUGGUUCCUUUCCACUCUCGAGGGACCAGCAUAUGAAUGGUUCAACGCGCUCCCCGAAGGAAGCAUAGACUCAUGGCAGGAUCUUGCCCAACGCUUCCUCAACCACUUUGCUGGGAGGAAAUGCAUAAAGAAGUACUUCACCCAUCUCCUCUCCAUCAAGCAGCAACACGACGAAUCACUCCGGUCUUUUAUCGACCGGUGGACGAAGGAGACCGAUGAGGUCGAAGGGGCCAAUGAGUGCACCCUCCUUGUCCUUUUUCAGGGCGCUCUCCCGAGCACCCCAUACGCGAGGAGCCUCAUCACCGACCCGCCGAGGUCAUACACUAAGGCACCCCAGCGAGGGAAUCUGUAUGCCGACGCCGAUGAGCUCCACAAUCACAAAAAGGAUGGAGGGCACCCCUCCAAGAAAAACUCCGUGCAAACUCUUAGCGCACCCCCGACCGGAGACCGAGGACAGGGAGGACAGAACCGCGAAGGGUCUCGCGAACAAAACAAAAAGGAGCGCCCAUGGCGUCCGAGGAUGGAAAGGCCGAGGACCCCCCUCACACACUAGGUCAGCUCCAUCCUCGACUACGCCGAAGAGCAUGAUCUCAUUGAGAAGGAUCCUCACUCGGCAAAGGAAAUCUAUGUCGUCCAUCAGGGUGGCACCUACUGUCGAAACCACAAGAACACCUCCCACAACACUGACGACUGCGUCACGCUGAAGAGAGCCAUCGAGCAUCUGAGUUGGCAGAGGGAACUCUCUCCAUUUGUUAAAGGUGGCCCACGAAAAAAUACUCGGGUAAACACCGGCAAAAAUGGGGGAGAACCCUUGACGAAAAAGUGCGAGAUCGGUAGACUCAACGAUGACGACGAGGACUUCAAUGAGCCCCAUACGAAGAAGAAUCACAUCCACCUCAUCGUGGGAGGUAACACUGGGGGGACUCCGCCACCCAGAGAAAGAAAUGGGCCCAAUCCUUAUAUAUUGGCGAGGUGUCGCAUGCUCCCCCCAGCCGAAGAAGCAACGGACAGAGGCAAUCACCUUCACCGAUAAGGAUCUGCCUCCAGGUCCCGCAUCACACAGGGACGCCCUCGUCAUCCGAUGUGAGAUAGUUGACUCUAUCAUCCACCGCACUUACAUCUAUACAGGGAGCUCCGUCAACGUCAUGUACCUUGACACUUUCAAGCAACUGAAACUGGACAGGGCACUGCUUAAGCCGAUUCGGACACCGUUGUCUGGCUUUACCCGGGACUCUUUCGACGCCGAGGGCACGAUAGUCCUUCCCGUGGAAGUCAGUGACGGCUCCCAUCCCACCAAGAUUGACAUGGAGUUCAUGGUGGUCAACCUCGAGUGCGCCCAUAACCUGAUCUGGGGGCGCCCAUCUUUAGAGGACCUGGAGGCCAUCAUCUCCAUGAAACACUUGUGUUUGAAGUUCCCCACCAAGAGUGGCAUUGGCUACGCCAGGGGAACCAGAGGAUAGUGAGGGCAUACUACCUCAAGCUAACGAAGCCAGCUGGAAACGCCGAGCAAAGAAUAGACACCAUUAUCAUGACCGUCGCCAGGGACGAAAAAAGACCGCAUGUUGAGCCGGUAGAGGACGUCGAGGAAGCCCCCUGGAUGCCUCUCGGCCGGAGCGAGUCCUAAAAAUUGGGAGACAACUCCCACAGGACCAACGCGACGGCAUCCUCAUGGUCCUACGGUCAUAUGUCGUCAUCUUUGUGUGGGGGGCGGAAGAUAUGCCAGGCAUCAACCGAAAGGUGAUCACCCACCGGUUGUCAGUCGAUCCAGCCUCCGCGCCAGUCAUGCAGAAGAGGCGCUACCUCUCAGUCGAGAGACGGGACUUUGUCAAGGGGGAGGUCACCAUGCUCCUCUCCAUCAGCCACAUCAAAGAGGUGAAGUACCUAACAUGGCUAGCCAACCUCGUCCUUGCUCAAAAGACGCCAACGUUCAGAAUGUGCGUUGACUACAUUGAUUUGAACAAGGCGUGCCCCAUGGACCCGUUCCUUCUCCCCAACAUUGAUGAGUUGGUGGACGAGAUGGUGGGCUGCGAGUUGAUGUCAUUCCUGGAUGCCUUCAGAGGGUACCACCAGAUCUUCAUGCAUGAAGAUGACGCUGAGAAGACGUCCUUCAUGACUCCGGAGGGAAUUUUUUGCUACCUCAUCAUGGCCUUUAGGCUCAAAAAUUCAGGCGCCACAAAUACCAGGAUGGUGGCCAAGAUUUUCAGAGCGGUCUUCGGCGGGACGAUGGAGGCGUACGUCGAUCACAUGAUCGUCAAAAGCAAACAAUCUACUACCCAUGCUGAUGACCUCUGGGAAAUCUUUGAAAUCAUGAAGAAGUUCCAGCUCCGCCUUAACCCCAAGAAAUGCACCUUUAGUGUCCAAGGGGGCAAAUUCCUUGGCUACAUGGUCAGCCAAAGGGGCAUUGAGAUAAAUCCAGAGAAAAUCCAGGCCAUCAUAAACAUGGAGCCACCGCGCAACGUCAAAGAAGUGAAACAGCUGACGGGACGGCUUGCAGCCCUGAACCGCUUCCUCUCCAAAUCGGUCGAAAGAUAUCUCCCUUUCUUUCACAUCAUGCGCAAAGCCAACAACUUCAAGUGGAUGGCGGAGUGCCAGCAAGCAUUUGAGGAGCUGAAGCAGUACCUUUCAUCCCAUCCCGUGUUGUCCAAGCCGAAAGCCGGUGAGACCCUCUUCUUGUCCUUAGGGGUGAGCACGACGACCAUCAGUUCCGUGCUCAUCCGCGAGGAUGAAGGGGUGCAAAAGGCUAUUUUCUACGUUAGCAAGAUGCUCCGGGAGGCCGAUCUCAGGUACUCCCCGAUCGAGAAGACGGUGCUGGCCAUCGUCCAUAUGCUGAAGAAGCUGGGGCAUUACUUUCAGGCCCAUGCCGUCCAUAUUCUGACCCAGCGGCCCCUCGGUGUACUCAUGCGGAGCCCAACUAGUUCCUCAAGGAUGGUGAAGUGGGCAAUCUUCCUCAGCCAGUUUCAGAUUGAAAUCAAGCCCAGGCCAUCUAUCAAGGGGCAAGCCUUGGUUGACUUCGUCACCGAGUUCACGGCAAAGAAGGUAGCGACCGCCAUACCCCGGUCAAAGCCAGACGAAGCAUGGACCCUAUUCACUGAUGGUUCCUCAGCCGCAAGAUCAUGUGGAGGUGGCGUCGUCCUCAUCUCCCAUGAGGGAUUCAGGGUUUAUUACGCCAUCCGCUUCAAUUUCAGGGUAUCCAACGACGAAGCCGAGUAUGAAGCCCUCCUCAGAGGCGACAGAUUCAUGGCCGGCCUCAAAGCACAACACAUCAAGAUCAAAUGCGACUCCAAGCUGGUGGUGGGCCAGAUCGAGGGCUCAUACGAGGCCAAAGAAGGGAGGAUGAGGCAGUACAAACAAGCGGCCGAGGAAUUACUCAAGGCGUUUGAAACCCAUGAGAUCACACAGAUCCCAAGGGCGGAGAAUGUUGAGACAGACAUUCUCUCCAAGCUCAGCACGGACACCCCGGAGCACAUCUCCCAGAUAGCCAAGAUUGAGGAGCUCAGCAUGUCCAGCAUCCAUGCCAGCCCGGUCCUGUGCAUCCAACAACGUCUGGAGGAUUGGAUCUCCGACAUCAUGACCUUCAUCACUUUGGGAGAACUACCCCAGGAUGAGGAGAGGGCCAAACUAGCCAAGCUCAGGACCCUGAGCUAUACCAUUGAGGGCGGGAAGCUCUACAAAAGAUCCUACAAUGGCACCCUCCUUCGAUGCCUACAUCCGGACGAGGCCGAAGUGGCCAUGGAGGAAGUCCACUGCGGCGUCUACUCCUCACACCAGGGCCCUUUCAGCAUAUCCCACAGUAUGCCAGGAAGUGUACCGCAUGCCAGGUACUCCAGAAGGCCCCUGGUCGGCCAGCCGAUAAUUACGCCCCAGUCAGCAUGGCAAUUCCAUUCUACAGAUGGGGGAUUGACCUGGUCGCCCCCCUGCCAAGAGCCGCCGGCAACAACCGCUACAUCAUCGUCGCAGUCGACUAAUUCACCAAGUGGGUCGAAACGGAACCAUUGGCCAACAUUACUGGGUCCAGGUGCCAGAAGUUCGUCCACAAAAACAUCCUUACCCGUUUCGGCGUCCCUCAGGAGAUCAUAUACGACAAUGGCACCCAAUUUGAGGCCACACCUUUCCAAGAGCUCCUCUGGGAAUGGGGAAUCAAGCAUCAUUUCUCCUCCAUUGCUUACCCUCAAGCUAACGAGCAAGUUGAGAACGACAACAGAACCAUAAUGUAAGGCCUGAAGAAGAAACUUCAAGAUGCAGGAGGCAGCUGGGCCGACGAGCUCCCCAACAUUCUAUGAUGCUACCAAACCACGCACGGGGAGGGCAACGGGCGAAACACCCUUCGCCCUGUGCUAUGGCUUCGAAGCAAAGGCACCUACGGAGGUCACCAUACCUAGCCGACGGGUGGAGCAAUAUGAACUCGAGGCUAACGAGGAAACCAUGAAGAUCGACCUCCACCUGGUCGAAGAGAGACGCGAGCAAGCCUACAUCCGGGCAGAGAACUACCAGCGUCAAGUAAAAUCACACUAUGACGCCAAGGUACGCUCCCGGGAGUUCCAAGUGGGGGACUACGUCCUCCGCCAAAGGGAGGCGAGCAAACCGAUGGAAGGUGGCAAGCUGGCACUGAAGUACAAAGGCGCCUACAUCGUCAGUGUUGUAGUGAAACCCGACACCUACAAACUUAGACACCCAAAUGGGUCUAGAGUACCACGAAUGUGGAAUGUAAAUCACUUGGUGAAGUUCUAUCAAUAAUCCGAGGGAGGCGAAGCCGGCAAAGCCCUCACCCCCUAACGGGUUAUUGAUUGAUUACCACCCUCAGUCUCGAGCCACUUAUCAAUGUAAAUUGUGCUCCACUUUCAUUUUGGUAAAGAGGGAUAGCCGAGGACUGUGCACUCGCUGGCCUCGAGCGAAAUCCCCACAAAUCAAAAGAGGGACAGUUGAGGACCGCGCACUCGUCGGUCUCGAGCGAAAUCCCCACAAAUCAAAAGAGGGAAGCCGAGAACCGCGCACUCGCCGGCCUCGAGAGAUAAAAAUAAAAUCCCCACAAAUUUGACUAAGUAGAUAUCAGGCGAAUACUACGCAGUAUGGACGAAGCAUACACACAGAUUACCCCAAGACACUUGGAAAAAUUCCCAAGUGACAUUUAUUUGGCUGACGGAAGUCACAUGGAAGGCGACACAAACUCAAAAGAUUCAUGGGAAACGUUCCCCUUAGCCGAACAAGGGUCAGUGACCUUCAUCGGCCACGACAGAGGGAAACAACCACUCGGUCUCAACUAAUACUCAGAAAUAUUUCAAAGUGUGGAAUAACAAAAGUAGCAUAAGGACAAGAAAGAUGAAACAGACGCUAAAGAUGGAAAAGCCAACCUAAUAUUUGCAUUCAAAAUAUUCAGUAUAAGAAGGGGGGCACAACGGCCUUUACAUAUACAGGCACUACAACACCUACUAAAACAAUCAAUGAAAAUAAAAGAGGCAGCUGAUCAACUUUCCUCGUCAGCCUCAUUGGUAGCCUGUUCAGCAUCAGCUUGCUCGGCCUCCUCCACUUUAACAUCUUUACCGGCUCCGGAUGUGGAGGCGGCAUUGUCCACCAGGACAUCAUCAUCGGUCCAUUCCUCUUCACCGACGGAGGAACUCAGCACCGAAGCCUGCCUCUCAGAGGGAGGAAGCUUCAUCUCCUCCUCUGGGUCCUUCAUAUUUCUGGGGAGCUUCAAGGUCCUGGACCAUUUCUGGGUGAGCUUCAGUGCCUUAAAGCUCUGGUGCAGCCUCCGGUAGAUGAGCUUUUGCAUCCGUUGUUGGCCCAUGUCGUAAUAGACCUUCAUCUCCCUCUCGAAGUAUUAUUGGCCUUCAGGACUGUUCUGGCCCCAAUCUUCAAGUCUGGCCGCCACGACCUCAAAACACCAAGGCCGACGCUCCUCUGCCUUCCAGCCUUCAGCCAAGAACUUCUCAACGGCGGCAUCGGCGACCUUCUCAGCAGCAAUCUCAAUGGCUCGCUCGGCCUCGACCCGGGCCUUCUCGGCCUCAACAGUACGACUGCGAGAAGCCUCAUGCGCUUCCUUCUCCUCGACCAACUUUUUGAGGGCAUCAUCCCUAUCUGCAGUCAACUGGCGAGUGGACGCAUCGGCAGCUUUCUUCUUCACGACCUCCACAUCCCCCCGAACCCGAUCCAAGAUACUCAAUGCCUCAUCGGCCGAAGCAGCCUUCUGCUCAACUUCACUCACCCGAGCAAUCUCCCGCUCCUGCCUCUUGUGGCUCUCCAUCAGCAUGAAGGUCGCCUGCACAAAGUAAUACUAGUCAGGCUGACGAGGACACAACAAUAAAAGAAAGAAGGGGGAGAAAAUGACAACGUAUGGAAAAGACAACUCACCUGGACAAGAUUGUCCAUCCCACCAUCAUAGAUCCGGACGUUACCAAACCCGUUGAGGUACGCCCGGUCCUCAUCAGGAAUGGCCUGGGAAAUCACCUCGUGGCCGUCAACGAUCUCGUUGAAUACCCGACCGCCCUUCAUGGGAUACUCAACUUCAACUCUGUAGGUCCCCCGGACCAGCUCUUUGCCAAAGCGCUUCUUCCGAGAGCCUUGGGCUUCAGGGGGAGGCUGAGAGAUAGCAACAGACGAAGGGCCGGAAGUGAGGUCCACAAUGGCGUCAGCACGGGAUCCGCCAUCGUCUCCGACUGGGACAGCUAGGGUACCAGCCUCCGACAACUUCUUUUGGCCGUCAUCCAUCGGCCGCUUCUUUUUUUACUUAGUGGGCGGCUUCUUUAGCUGGUCUGAAGUCGGCUGGGCUCCACUGGCCGACGCCUGCUGUGCAGCCCCCUGAGCCGCAAAUUCCUCGACCGCUUUCACAGCAGCCCUCUUCAUCACGGAUCUGCGGUCCAUAACAAAGUCUGCACGACAAAAACCAAUGUUAGCAAAGGAAGAAAAUAAAAUGGAACCAAGGACGUUAGGAGGAUAUUACCAUCGGCUUCGGCAGGCACACCCAGGUACGGGCCAUCAGCCUCCUCAAACUGCGUGGUCAUCUUCGGCCACAGGUCAACAUCAUCCUCUGCAUCGCCAUAGACGAAAUACCUCACAAAACCGAGAGCAUCCAUUUGGUAUUCCGUGAUGUACUUUUUUACGCUCCUCGGCCCACCUUUCAAGAACGCCUCCACCUGAGCAUCCAGGAUUGCGCUCUUCGACACCUCAUGGAGGUUGAACCUCCCAGUAUGGCCGACAGAAGGAAACUCGGUCCCUGCUACGCCCAAUGACAUGAAGACAAACUUACUCUUCCAGCCGUGGAUGGACGUCAGAAGAUCAUUGGAGGACCUCCUGUUCUUCACCUGCUGGAGGUUGGCAUAACCGGCACAGUUCGGGUGGUUACCUCAUCCUAUUUGGUACAAAUUGAUUAACAUGGCCAUCGUCGGUGCGAUGUCCAACUCGGCACAACGAAGCAGGAACCCGACUAUAACACCCGCAUUGAUAAAACAUUAGAAAUCCCUUUGUAUUAGUUUAUGCUUCGGGGAUGAAACAUUUUUUUUAAGAGGGAUAAAAUGUGACACCCAAAAAAAAAUUAAAAUAAAAAUAAAAGAAAACUAAAAUAGAUAUAAUUUAUCUGAUUGAAAUAAACCAGAUAUAAAUAAUCCGACAAAAAAAUAUUAGACCAGAUAUUUUAUGUGAUGUCAAUAAAACAAAGUAUUAAAGGUGAAGUAAUAUAAUAAUACGCAUAACGCGCGGAAGUAAAUACACUCACACAUCCCUCAUUCCAUCAAUAAAAUAUGAGUACAUAUAUGCAUAGCUAACGCAUACAUGCCAUGUUAAGUACAUAAAUAAUACGGAGUAUACAAAUACACUUGCAGCAUACAUAUCACAUAUGCAUACGUAAUACACACCCAUGAUAUAGAUACAUGCAUACAUACGUGAGUAUCCAUAUACAUACACAUAAUAUAUAUACUUUGUAUAUACACACACGCAACCGACGUAAAUAACCAACGGUUACAGAUUGAAGCUAACGGACCAAAUAAUUACACAUGAUAAUAAUUGAGACUUUAAGAGAACAAUUAAACCCAAAUGAACCCAACGGACGGGAGGAGUAUUUCUAUGCAUGGACUUAAUUGUGAGUGGGGGGUUAUACACAUUCACAUUCAUGCAUACGCGUGCUAUUACCUCACGUAAGCGGGAGAAACGUAAACGGGUGAGGAAGAGAGAACGAUCGUCGGAGGAGGGAGUAAUCACCCGCCGGCGUUAGCCGGACUGGUGGCCGCCGAAGUAAGGGAGGUCGUAAGAGGCCGUGUAGCUGCCAGAAGAGACGACAUCAGAGAUAGAAGCUCGCCAGAAACAACACCGUACGAUCUCUGGGAGAAGAAGAGGUGCUGCCGCUCGCAGAGAAGUACCCCGGAACGCCGCCAGUGUGCGCUGCUACCAGAAGAGAGUCGCCGGAGGUAGUUGUCAUCGUGGAGGAGGAAGGACGAUACCGGGCUGAACUCACGCCGGGAGAAGAGCCACCCUCUACCAGUCCAUUUUCGGCGCUCACAGCACCGCCGCGGGGCUGCCGCAAAGAACGCCGUAGGAGACUCCCUCUGGUUCCGCCUUGGCCAUCGAUGAGUACUUGGUGACUCUAUAUAGAGACCGGAAUAGAAGGCAUGGUCUUGGAGCACCAAUUUUGAGGUGAGGAUGAUUUUGUCGAUUGAUGAUUGCUUGCAUGGCCCGAGAGCGAAUUAGUAGUCGCCUUAGUUAUACUAGUCAUGAAAUAAACACUUACUUUACAAACACUUUAUUUUUAUUAAAUUAGUUGUUAUGUUUUAGUUGCCUGUGCAUCCGGUUGAGAGAUGACCGGAUGUGGCGGUAACACCCAUUUCCCUUAUUAAGACUUCCGCUGUACUUUCUUUAAAUUUUCAUUAUCAAUAAAUAAAAGUUUUAUUUCAAUUA